This is a messenger RNA of Triplophysa dalaica, 1491 nucleotides long. RefSeq names its product zinc finger protein 235. NCBI's taxonomy places the organism in Eukaryota, Metazoa, Chordata, Actinopteri, Cypriniformes, Nemacheilidae. The coding region runs from base 375 to 1478 and encodes 367 amino acids. The record is from RefSeq and is a predicted model, not a curated record. The transcript is spliced from 5 exons. Gene Ontology annotation, cellular component: nucleus.
CCUACUAUGGUAGCCACAACUGUUUGGUCUACAAUCAUUCUUCGAAGUAAUCUGUGUUCAUCAUAACAAAUAAAUGCAUACACAUCGAAAGUGAGUAAAUGAUGACACCAUUUUUGGCGUAACGCAAACCGCUCCAUUUCCACAGAUGGCGCUAGUGUGCGUUGUUUGCAAAACCAAGUCACCCUCUGCGACACAUUGAAGCAAUAGUUGGACAGUAACCCGCUUGUGUCAAGAUGCACUUUAUCAUACACUUUUUUCUAUUGAUCUUACGUUAAGUAUACAGCAAAUUACUUUCUGUAAUCGCUUUGGCCGAAACAUCGAUUUCUGCGUGUCAUUAAAAGUCAGAGUUUUCAUUUGACAAUUGAAUUAUUAAGAUGAUGGUGAACAGUCUCUCAUCAUUUCAGACUCAGUUAACGUCCAUCAUGGAAGCCCUGAUGAAAACAGCUAUAUUGGAGAUAAGCCGACUUGUCGACAUAGAGUGUAAAGUUAUGCAGUUGGAUGUGAGCCGCAGUCGCAGUGAAAUCAGUGAACUGAGGCAGAGACUGAAGCUGAUGGAGCUCCAGCCAGGGACUGCACAGAGGCAGAUACAUGACGAAGUGAGGACAAGCACUGAAAAAAAGAGAGAAUGUGGCCAUGAGGAUAUACGCAGUCCUUUGUGCACAGCUGAUGUCAUGUUAAGGGACACACCAAGGGUAAUUGAAAGAGACCAAGUUGAAUGUAGAACAUUAAUGGACAGUCAGCAGCAGUGUGACAUAAAUCAGGCAAUUAUUAUGAUAAAGAAUGAGGAACAUGAUGUUGCCAUUACAAGAUGGGAGAGCAGUGAAAAGGGAGCCAAGGUUGCCCACUGUGGUGAAGAAAAGCCUACAGUAAGCCUGUCAUCUAUCAAGGAUGCUGAAGGUAAAGUUCUUUAUGUUGACGAAGGAAGCCAAGAAAACAAAACAACAAAGGUCCCACCCCGAGCAGAAUCACUGCAAUCAAAGAGAAACACCUCACCUGGAAAAAUGACAGUAAAUCAAGCAUUACGGUUUUCAUUCAGCACAUGUGCACGACUAACGGAUACUUCUUCAUUAAGUCACCCACAGAGUUUAAAUGCCCCAAAGUCCAUGAGAACUUGCAGUGAGGUUGUCUCAAUAGACAAGCGUUUUGUUUGCAGCUACUGUUCAAAGAGGUUCAGGUGUUUCAGUCAACUCGAGGUACAUCAGAGGAGUCACACAGGUGAGAAGCCGUACAGGUGUACGCUUUGUGGAAAGAGGUACGCUCAGAAAGGACACCUGUACACCCACCAGCGCACACACACCGGAGAGAAGCCAUAUCGUUGUCUGCUCUGUGGAAAAGGCUUCAUUCAGAAAUGUACUCUGGAUAUGCAUCUGCGAAGUCACACCGGAGAAAAACCAUUCACUUGUACGAAAUGUGGCAAAGGAUUUACAAAGAAAUUUAACCUUAAUAAACAUCUUUCUUGUCAGUCUUGCAAUAGCUGACCAAUGAAACUAU